This is a messenger RNA of Helicoverpa zea (corn earworm), 2026 nucleotides long. It is a transcript of the gene Cox10, whose product is annotated as protoheme IX farnesyltransferase, mitochondrial. Bases 183 to 1376 code for a protein of 397 amino acids. Gene Ontology annotation, cellular component: mitochondrion; membrane. Gene Ontology annotation, biological process: heme biosynthetic process. The transcript is spliced from 9 exons. NCBI's taxonomy places the organism in Eukaryota, Metazoa, Arthropoda, Insecta, Lepidoptera, Noctuidae. Gene Ontology annotation, molecular function: protoheme IX farnesyltransferase activity. The record is from RefSeq and is a predicted model, not a curated record.
ACGAGUUACGUCACUUAUGUCAUAUGUCGAAUUUAACUCGAUAACCUCUGAAAUGUUUUCAUAUUAUCAUUUUUAUCAUAAUUAUUUUUCAAAGUGAUAAUAAGGGUGGUUUUUUAGAAUAUUUAUAAAACUAGAUUACAAUUUAGUAAAUACAAUGUUGAUAUAAGGCGCAUAACGACAGGAUGUUCUAUAAAAAAGUGAUGCACUGCACAAUCUGCCUGAAACAUGGCACUGUCGGCAUUUCAGGGAACGGCAUUCUUCUGCAGCAACUGGCAAGGAUAUCGACGUCACAAUGUUGGAACAGCAAACUGCCAUUGACGACACAAACGACGGCCACGGUGAAAAGUAAAAAUGUGCCUCAGGACAACAGAAUGUGGAAGGAGACGCCGUCACAUGACAGAAAGAAUCAGAUGGGCAAUUAUUGUAUGAUGCUGUCUAAGUUUCGGUUAAGUUCCCUAGUAGUGAUGUCCUCAAUGGCCGGGUACGCGCUUGCGCCCGCGCCGUUCGACUUGACGACGUUCGCGUUAUGCGCGAUCGGAACCGGACUCACGUCGGCUGCAGCGAAUUCUAUCAACCAGUACCACGAGGUACCAUUCGACGCGCAAAUGGCUAGGACGAAGAACCGAGUUUUGGUCAAAGGAUCGUUAGAGCCCGUCCACGCAAUAGGUUUCGCAGCCCUCACAGGGUCAACAGGCCUGAGCUUGCUUUACUUCGGCGUGAACCCACUGACAGCGGCCCUGGGUGCUGCCAACCUAGUACUAUACACGUCCGUCUAUACACCCAUGAAGAGGAUGUCUAUUUAUAAUACCUGGCUGGGGUCUGUAGUUGGAGCAAUACCUCCCCUCAUGGGUUGGGCGGGGUGCACGGGUGCACUGGACCCGGGCGCGAUCGUGCUCAGCGUCAUAUUAUACUCGUGGCAGUUCCCGCACUUCAACGCUCUGUCCUGGAACCUGAGGCCUGACUACUCUAGGGCUGGAUAUCGAAUGAUGGCAGUCACUGAUCCAGGUCUGUGCAGGAGGGUAGCCCUCAGGCAUACGGGAGUCAUCAUCGGAGCGUGCCUUGCCUCAUCUUACUUCGAAGUUACCAACAUGUGGUUCGCGCUAGAAUCCUUGCCGUUAAAUAUUUAUUUUAUGUACUUAGCAUGGCAAUUUCAUCAGAAAUCAGACAGCAACAGUUCGAGAAAACUAUUUAGAUUUUCUCUAAUACACUUGCCAGCAUUAAUGUUGCUGAUGCUAGUCAAUAAGAAGAGUUGGUAUAAGAGUGACACGCAGGAUCAGGAGACGCCGAAGGUGCAGGAUGUCAAGAUUCCUGACUCCAGAAUAUCAGUGCUGCCUCGCCGACCAGUGGUCGCGGCGCAGGAGUCUGAUAUCGACUAGGACUGGAACUACUGAUCGAUAACCGGACGCAUCGUAUAAUCGCACGGAGUUGUCGAUAAAGCACUAAAUCGCAUACUUGUUACCUAUAGUUAAGUAAUUUAUUCAUGUCAAUUCGGCAAUAUAACCAGUCGGCAAGAGUCGUACGAUCGCACAUUUGUUUGUUAGUUGCGUCGUAUCGAUUUGAAUCGUCGAUGUAUCGGUAGCUCGCAUGUUGUAUGCAACUUACAGGACGUAAGUUCCAUAUAAAUGAACCGGUGUUUGUAUUGGUGCGAUAGUCACGCUUGUUGCCGAUCAGAGUUCCGUGCUAAUUGUAUAAUCUACAUGGAAGUAGAUGUAGUACUUAUGUAAAUAAUGUACAUUGUAAUUAUGUGAUUCACUUAGAUGUUCGUAAGUUAGUGAUAACAGUCUAACCUCAGAGAUUUUGUUAAAGUUACAGUGCUAAGUAACUUGGCAUGUGCCAGCUUAUUUAGUGUGCCGUUUGCUUGUUGUUUAAAUUAUGUUCAAAACUAAAAUAGUCUCGAAAUUACUACAAUAGUAAUUUAUGUAUAUUUUUGUUCCUGUUUAGGACAGUACCAUUGUAAUUAAAAUAGGAUCAGUUGAUUAUGAAUUAGUCCAGGAAUUGGAAAUAAAUGAAAUCAGUAAAUAAUAAA